UUCCGGUUGUCUUGUUGCCCUGGUAACGAGCGUAAGCAACCUCGGAGGCGGUUAUGGCGGGGCUGGGAGGUUCGCAGAUCCCCGACGGGGAGUUCACCGCGGUUGUGUACCGGCUCAUCCGGGAUGCCCGGUACGCCGAGGCCGUGCAGCUGCUGGGCGGAGAGCUCCAGCGGAGCCCGAAAAGCCGCGCCGGGCUGUCGCUGCUGGGCUACUGCUACUACCGCCUACAGGAGUUCGCGCAGGCGGCCGAAUGCUAUGAGCAGCUGCGCCAACUGCACCCGGAGCUGGAGCAGUACCGCCUGUACCAGGCCCAGGCCCUGUACAAGGCCUGCCUCUACCCAGAGGCCACCCGCGUGUCCUUCCUCCUCCUGGACAACCCCGCCUACCACAACCGGGUCCUCCGUCUCCAAGCCGCGAUCAAGUACAGCGAAGGCGACCUGCCCGGGGCCAGGAGCCUGGUGGAGCAGCUACUGAGUGGAGAAGGAGGAGAAGACAGCGGGGGCGAGAACGAGCUGGAUGGCCAGGUCAAUCUGGGUUGUUUGCUGUACAAGGAGGGACAUUAUGAAGCCGCGUGUUCCAAGUUCUCUGCGGCCCUGCAGGCUUCGGGCUACCGUCCUGAUCUUUCCUACAACCUGGCUUUGGCCUAUUACAGCAGCCGGCACUAUGCCCCAGCUCUGAAGCAUAUCGCGGACAUUAUUGAGCGUGGCAUCCGGCAGCACCCAGAGCUGGGUGUGGGCAUGACCACUGAGGGCAUUGACGUUCGAAGUGUUGGCAACACCUUAGUCCUUCACCAGACUGCUCUGGUGGAAGCCUUCAACCUCAGGGCCGCCAUAGAAUACCAACUGAGAAACUAUGAGGCGGCCCAGGAAGCCCUCACUGACAUGCCACCAAGGGCAGAGGAAGAGUUAGACCCCGUGACCCUGCACAAUCAGGCACUAAUGAACAUGGAUGCCAGGCCCACAGAAGGGUUUGAAAAACUACAGUUUUUGCUCCAACAGAACCCCUUUCCCCCAGAGACCUUUGGCAACCUGUUGCUGCUCUAUUGUGAAUAUGAGUAUUUUGACCUGGCAGCAGAUGUCCUGGCAGAGAAUGCCCAUUUGACUUACGAAUUCCUCACACCCUAUCUCUAUGACUUCUUGGAUGCCAUGAUCACUUGCCAGACAGCCCCUGAAGAGGCUUUCCUUAAGCUUGAGGGCCUAGCAGGGAUGCUGACUGAACAGCUCCGGAAACUUACCAUACAAGUGCAGGAAGCAAGACACAAUAAAGAUGAUGAAGCUGUCAAAAAGGCAGUAAAUGAAUAUGAUGAAACCCUUGAGAAGUACAUUCCUGUGUUGAUGGCCCAGGCCAAAAUCUACUGGAACCUUGAAAAUUACCCAAUGGUGGAAAAACUCUUCCGCAAAUCUGUGGAAUUCUGUAAUGACCACCAUGUGUGGAAGCUGAAUGUGGCUCAUGUUCUGUUCAUGCAGGAAAACAAAUACAAAGAAGCCAUAGGUUUUUAUGAGCCAAUAGUCAAGAAGCAUUAUGACAACAUCCUGAAUGUCAGUGCUGUUGUGCUGGCCAACCUGUGUGUUUCAUAUAUUAUGACAAGUCAGAAUGAAGAAGCUGAGGAGUUGAUGAGGAAGAUUGGAAAGGAGGAAGAUCAGCUCUCCUAUGAUGAUCCAGAUAAGAAAAUGUACCAUCUCUGCAUUGUGAAUUUGGUGAUAGGGACGCUUUACUGUGCCAAAGGAAAUUAUGACUUUGGUAUUUCCCGGGUUGUCAAAAGCUUGGAACCUUAUAAUAAAAAACUAGGAACUGAUACAUGGUAUUAUGCCAAAAGAUGCUUCCUGUCAUUAUUAGAAAACAUGUCAAAACACACCAUCAUGCUUCGUGACAGUGUCGUUCAAGAAUGUGUUCAGUUUUUAGAACACUGCGAACUUUAUGGGAGGGACAUACCUGCAGUUAUUGAAGAAACCUUGGAAGAAGAAAGAACGCAUAUUGGAAAGAAUACAGUCACAUAUGAAUCCAGAGAGUUAAAAGCUUUGAUUUAUGAUAUUAUAGGAUGGAAUAUGUAGUAGUGUCUGAUAGUGGCCUUAUCAUAAUGGUUUUAUAUCUGUUUUUCACUCUUGCUUUUUAUCUCCAGUUAGCUAGUGGCAUAUUUACAUUUGUUACAUGUUGGACUUUGUACAGUUCAAAAUUAUAAUAAAAAUAAUUAGUAUUUUUAAAAAAUCUUCACAAAGUGAAAUGUAAGAACAUCUAGAAACAUUUAUGAAAAUUCAGAACUGCCUGGGGACACUAUUUCUAUUAGAACUUGUUAGAACCCAUGUUCCCUCUCUGCUACCAUUUGUGCUUUGUAUUUUGAGUGACCUGCAUAAAGGUUAUAUUAUCCAGGGACUUGGUACUAGUCCUAUCAGGCCCAGAACUCUGUAGUUAAUGUAUAGGAUUUCUAGGCUUUUAAUAAUCUCAGGGAUUGUGUGUUCUAAUUCAUAGUUUGUAAUGAAUACAUAUUAUAUAGCAUUAGGAUGUUUUUCAGAGUUUUCAAUAUAAAAUAUAAUGCUUUAUGUAAACAAAAUACCUUACACUAUAAAUGUUUUUUUGUUGCUGCUGUUUUUUUUUUAAUGUGCAAGUCAGUGGGAGACCUUGUGCCCUUAACAAAAUUAUGGUGCUGUGGUUUAGAGACAAUAAACAGUUGUCAAAGAAUUUUACAUAGUUUUCUUUUGUUCCACUUGUUAAUAAUCUGAGUACAUAAGCAACAUAUAGUGUUUUUCAUAACUCUGUUCUCCUUUAUCUUUAACAGUGAGGAAUAGCAGAGGUCCCAUGGGAACUGGGUGCUUACUUCCCACGUUUGUAUUUCUAACUUAGGAUAUGUUAAUGC
Dama dama (fallow deer) is the source of this 2851-nucleotide messenger RNA. RefSeq names its product intraflagellar transport 70B (gene IFT70B). The coding region runs from base 54 to 2051 and encodes 665 amino acids. Gene Ontology annotation, biological process: intraciliary transport. NCBI's taxonomy places the organism in Eukaryota, Metazoa, Chordata, Mammalia, Artiodactyla, Cervidae. The record is from RefSeq and is a predicted model, not a curated record. Gene Ontology annotation, molecular function: protein binding; intraciliary transport particle B binding. Gene Ontology annotation, cellular component: intraciliary transport particle B; axonemal microtubule. The transcript has a single exon.